UGGGUCCCGGGGUGGCAGUUUGCUGUUUGUCCUUUGCAUAGCAGCCCGCGGAGUUUGAGUCUGUGUGCGAGACGGUCCGGAACGCGGCACGCCCCAGGCUUCACAGGUCUCCCAUCCAACUGUUGGAGUCUCACAGGACCCCGCUUUCCUGCCCGGGCUUCAGACGCCCCCCACCUCCUGUGCCCAGGCUUCUUAGGACCCCCGGCUCCGGCCCGGGCCUUAGACUCCCCUCCAGCCCCCUGCCGUGAGCCGGCGCUUUUCCACCGGCGGUCAUCUCAGACUCAAGCCCUGCCCUUAGCGCCCGCACAUGAUCACCUCUGGGCAGGCUUUUAUCUCCCAAAAGUCAAUGCCAGGAGGUAUGGCGCCCCUCAAGAAGCCUCGGAAUCCCACAAAAUUGCCCCUGGCUUUAAAUCCCACGAAGAGCAAGGACGUUUUGGCAGUGCUGGCUGAGAGGAACCAGGCCAUAGUACCAGUUGGGGCUUGGGUGGAACCUGCCUCACCAAAUUGGUCGGGAAUUCCAGCACAUACUUCAGCAUACGCAGUUGAAGAGGAAAUAAAGGAACAGCAACGAAGAAAGCAAGAGUCUCUGAGACAUUUUCAGAGACAAGUCAGGCACCGGGUCAAUCAGCGGGUUAAGCUGAAGAAAAAGCAACAACUUCACAAGUCUUACAAAGCAGCCGAAAAGGAAGGCUCUAUAGCCAUGCGGUAUUCAGAUUUGGCACAUUUAACUUCUAAAAGGACAAGUGUUUUCCCUAGCAAUUUGAAUGCUGCUGUUGGAAGGUUUAGGUUACCCACUUCCCAGGUGCUUGGUGAUGCAACAGAAGAUGGAGAGAAUCAGAAUCAGGUGUUUCAACAACAAGCUCAAGCUCUUAGUCAAACUAUGAAACAGGCACGUCACCAGCUGGCAUCCUUUAAAACUGUGAGUGAAAAAAAGACAUCAGUACUUCCAAAUGGUGGAAGGAAAAGUCCCACCCAAGAGAAAGUAAAAUUUAAAAAUCCCUUAUCUGUUGUGAUAAAAGAAGAUGAACGAAAGCAAUUACAUCCUCAUAGCCUUCAGGCUGUUCUUCCAGAAGCCCAGGAUUAUUUUGUAGAAGUUCAAAGCGGCCUUCCAGAAUCUCAGAGUGAUGUGAUAGAUGUCCAGAAUGUUGAGCCUAAAGCUUCAAGAAUUGAACCUAAAACUCUAGGUGUUGAGCCAGACACCCAGGCCACUGGUAUGGAGUGUCAGACUACAGAGCCAGAAGGCCAGGCUGUUAAGACAGAGAUUCAGGAUGUUCCUCCAGUCCAGACUGUUGAGCUAGAUGGGAAUACUGAGUUGGAAGCCCAGGAUUUUCUACCCUCACACCAAGCCUUUCUAUCCAGAGACACAGAUUGUCUACCCAAUUGUCAAUACCAGGAUUCUUUACCCAAAGAUCACUGUGUUCUCCCUAAUUACCGGAAUGUUUUACCUAAGUACCAGAACCAGCAUUUUCUACCAGUAGACCAGGAAUUUCUACCUAAAAACCAACUUGCUUUACCCAAAGAACAGAAUCAUGCACUUCAAUGUCAGAAGCAGGAUUUCCUAGCUAAAGAACAGUUUCCCCUACUGAGACAUCUGUGUAUUUUACCUAUGUAUCAGGACCAAAGAGAUCCACAUGUUCUUCCUAAAUGUCAGGAUCAUGAUGUUCUUUCCAAAGCCCAGAAUUAUCUACACAAUUAUCAGCGGCAGGAUCUUCAACUCCAAAACCAGGAAGUAAACUCUAAGGAGCCAUUCUCUGAUAUAACAGAUGGGAAAGGGAGAGAAAUAUUUUCUCUGGACAUGUUUUCCAAGAAACCCUCAACUUUUACGAGAAGAGAGAGGGGGGAUGAGGAGUUAGCUCUGGAGUCUCCUCAGUAUGCUCCACCUCAGAUCCAGGACCAAGUCUUCCUUAGAGAACAGAGCCAGCAGCCCUCUGUUAGGACAGCUGAAAGGUGGCAAGAGGAUUUGUAUCUCAGUGGCCAUGAAUGUCUUCCACCUAGACAACGGAGAGACACGUGCAGCAGGCAACAGCAGGUCUCUGAGGAGUAUCGGUCAGGACUGAGCACUGAACAGCAGGCUCUGCUGGCAUUUCAGUCUGGAGUGGAUCAAGAAGAAGAUAAAAAAGAGCGUCAAAAGCAAUAUCUGAGACACAGGAGGCUUUUCAUGGAUAUUGAGAGAGAACAAGUGAAAGAACAGAACAGACAAAGGGAACAAAAGAGGAGGAUUGAAAAAAUUAAGAAAAAGAAAGAACAACAACGCUAUGCUGAAGAGCAGAGACUCCUAAGAAUGAACUGUCACGAAGAACCUUAUUCAGAAGAGAAGAUAAGUGAUGUUUUAGCCCAGUUACAACUGGAAGAAAUAAAAGGAGCCAGAGAAAAACAGCAACAGAGAGAAAAAGAGUACAUAAGAUAUGUAGAAGCUUUGCGAGCCCAGGUCCAGGAGAAAAUGAAGCUUUAUAAUAUCACUUUACCUCCAUUAUGCUGUUGUGGUCCUGAUUUUUGGGAUGCUCAUCCUGAUACCUGUGCCAACAAUUGCAUUUUCUAUAAAAACUACAGAGCAUAUAAUCGGGCAUUGCAUUCAGUCAUCAAUUCUUCUGAUAUCUCUGAGGGGAACGCAACUCUUCGAAAUGCCAUUCGUAAUUUUGCUUCUGCACAUAGAAGGACUCCAAAACAAAGUCUCCACUAAAGAGUGUCAGCAAAAUGCUAUGUCAUGUAGAAAACCACAAGACAACCUGAAGCUACUGGAAGCCACAACAGUGUCAACAGUUCCAGCCUCACAGUGCACCCCUGAGCUACAGCCCUUCCAAAAGGCAUUUUCCCCACGCCAAGCAAAAAAUAUCAAGAGUUUGUUUCUGAAAUUUUGUUUACUUUACAAACUAUAGAUAUGUUUUAUGUCCAGUUUUCAAUUUGGGCCUUACAGCUAAUAUUGAUGUUAAUAUCACCUCACAAGCUGAAAGCGUAAUGCUAGAAACAUCUUCAAAUUCCUUGUCAUACUAAAAGCAAAAUGCAAAGAAAGGAGAACACAAGAGCACCUUUUAAUUUUAAAGUGUUUGGAAACAUGUACAGCUUGGAUACAGUUUCAGAGUUCCAGACACACAUGUCCUUGUCAUGUAAGCCAGACGCUUUGAGAAGCUGCAGUGGGACUGUGGUUAGAUUCUAAGUUAAACCCAAUGAGGGCAAUAGACACAGCUCAAAUAAGACUUGUGGAUCAUAGUAUUCCCCUCUUUAUGGUAUGUGCAAGGGGACAUAUAAACAUUUUUAGUUGUGCAUGAUGGUACAUGUCUUUAAUCCCAUUACUAUGGAGGCUGAUGCAGAAGGAUCAGGAGUUU
This is a messenger RNA of Mus caroli (Ryukyu mouse), 3323 nucleotides long. Lineage: Eukaryota; Metazoa; Chordata; Mammalia; Rodentia; Muridae. The record is from RefSeq and is a predicted model, not a curated record.